Ochotona curzoniae (black-lipped pika) is the source of this 1967-nucleotide messenger RNA. RefSeq names its product isochorismatase domain containing 1 (gene ISOC1). The transcript has 5 exons. Bases 19 to 918 code for a protein of 299 amino acids. The record is from RefSeq and is a predicted model, not a curated record. NCBI's taxonomy places the organism in Eukaryota, Metazoa, Chordata, Mammalia, Lagomorpha, Ochotonidae. Gene Ontology annotation, cellular component: cytoplasm.
GCACACGCUCGGGGGAACAUGGCGGCGGCGGCGGAGCCGGCUGUCCCGGGGCUGGCGGGCGGCGCGGGCGCGGUGGCGGGGACGCCGUCGGGCGCGGUGCCCGUGCUCUUCUGCUUUUCUGUCUUCGCGCGGCCCUCGUCGGUGCCGCACGGCGCGGGUUACGAGCUGCUCAUCCAGAAGUUCCUCAGCCUGUACGGCGACCAGAUCGACAUGCACCGCAAAUUCGUGGUGCAGCUCUUCGCCGAGGAGUGGGGCCAGUACGUGGACCUGCCCAAGGGCUUCGCGGUGAGCGAGCGCUGCAAGGUGCGCCUCGUGCCGCUGCAGAUCCAGCUCACCACUCUGGGAAAUCUUAUGCCGUCAAGCACUGUGUUUUUCUGCUGUGAUAUGCAGGAACGGUUCCGGCCAGCCAUCAAGUACUUUGGGGAUAUUAUUAGCGUAGGACAGAGACUGUUGCAAGGGGCCCGGAUUUUAGGGAUUCCAGUUAUUGUAACAGAGCAGUAUCCUAAAGGCCUUGGAAGCACCGUGCAAGAAAUCGAUCUAACAGGUGUUAAACUGGUGCUCCCGAAGACCAAGUUUUCCAUGGUGUUACCGGAAGUGGAAGCAGCAUUGGCAGAGAUCCCGGGAGUCAGGAGCGUCGUGCUGUUUGGAGUAGAAACUCACGUGUGCAUCCAGCAGACGGCCCUGGAGCUCGUCGGCCGUGGCAUCGAGGUUCACAUCGUUGCCGACGCCACCUCCUCCAGAAGCAUGAUGGACAGGAUGUUUGCUCUGGAGCGCCUUGCUCGGACUGGCAUCAUCGUGACCACCAGCGAGGCCGUCCUGCUGCAGCUGGUGGCUGAUAAAGACCAUCCCAAAUUCAAGGAGAUCCAGAAUCUAAUUAAGGCCAGCGCUCCCGAGUCCGGUCUGCUCUCCAAAGUCUAGGACGGUUGGAGGACGGCUCUCCCGCACACUGCCCGGGACAGGACUGUAAGCCAGACAAGUACUCUCGACUCCACUAGAAUAAAAACGUUCAACCCCAAACGGCUCCUUUUCUGCCCCUCUUAGUGCCACCUCACCGGCUAGACCACCUGGAACCAGCGUUUAGUUAUAGACGUCCCAGGCUUUGGGUGCUGCUGCUGCUGUCCGCCUUGGUUUCUCGAUGUGCUUUUAUUUAUUCAAGAAGAGUUUCAGUAGAGGUGCCUGACUUGUCCAUAUUAUGUACGCAUCACAACCGUCAAAGGAAACACUCUUAUGUUCUUCAAUUGUGUGUUAAAACAAGCGUAGCCAUAAUGGUUUGGUUUGUCUGUAUUCGUGAGAUGUGCAGUACCUUGUCCUUGUGGGUUCAGGGGUGUCACAAUGCAGGUUGGUUGACACUGGAUCACUGUUUGGGUGUUUGAAGGGAGGGCUGUGUUACAGGGUCCCCGUGUCCCUCAACGUGGUGUCCACUUAUGAAGUGAGUCAAAUCACUCACCAAACCAAAUUCUGACGAAUAAUUACAGCUCUUUCUUGAGUCUGCUGAUUUGCUGAACCUGGUCGCCAUGACUGACGCCCUGGGAGUGUCCGCUUCUUUGAGCCUGAGCCUUUUGCUGGAAGGACUCCUGGGGCGUGGCUUACUUCCCCGCGUCGCGGACGGGGUGGAUGGUUGGAGUUGGAGGGCUGUUUCAAUGACUUCGAAGUGCGACCUUUAUGAACAUCUUGAAUGCUGCUACUCCUAGAAUAUUCAGGGUUUAGCCAAGCUAUAAAGGGAGGGGGGCGCAAAAAAAUGUAGUUUUAAAAUACCUGUGUUCUGUUCUCUCGUCUCCGCUUGGCCUCCAGAUCCUGCCAAUGCAGGCACCACUGAUAAUUUGGUGAUAUUAAUUUUGUGGUCAUCAUCACCCUUUAAAAAUUUAUUUUCCUUAAGUACUUAUUAGAAGGUUUUAAAGGUGUUUUUUUAAAAAUCUGUGGUAUGUGGAAACAGUGCUGUCUUUUCUACAAUAAAGUGAUUAAAGGAA